Molecule: messenger RNA, 906 nt
Organism: Durusdinium trenchii
Lineage: Eukaryota; Dinophyceae; Suessiales; Symbiodiniaceae
Source: the annotation of a GenBank genome assembly
AUGAGAACGACUGAGGUUGGCAGCCACUUCGAUGUGGUACCUGCAGAUCCGGAGCAGUGGUCCAAGGACCCUUUCCACCUCACAGUGGAGGGAGACAACCUCUACGGACGAGGGACCACUGAUUGCCUAGGCCAUGUGGCGUUGUUGACCUGCUUCCUGCGAGAACUUGCCCGGAGCAAGCCGCCACUGAAGCGAAGCAUUGUGGUUGUGUUCAUCGCGGCAGAGGAAGGCGGUGAGAAGCAGGUUGGAGUCGACAAAGUCUUGGAGAAAGGCAAACUCGAAGAGGCAAAGAAUGGCCCUGUUUAUUGGGUGGACUCAGCAGACUCAAACCCCUGCUGUGGCACUGCAGGGGCCAUAUCAUGGCAACUGAAGUGCAAAGGCCGACUAUUUCACAGCGGAUUUCCCAACAAGGGCAUCAAUAGCAUCGAGCUGGCUCAAGAGGCGCCGGAUGUCGUGCGUGAGAGGUUCUUCAACGACUUUCCACCACUGCCAGAGGAGGAGCUCUAUUCUUUUGCAACAGGGUCACACAUGAAGCCCACUCAGAUCGAGAGCUCCAAGGGCUCUUUCAACCAGAUCCCCGCUGAGACCACCAUCAGUGGUGACAUCAGGCUUUCGCCCUUCUACGAGGUGGAAGAUGUGGUGGAGCACGUGGAAAAAUAUGUGGAGGAGCUCAACUCUGAGCUUGGGGACCUUGAAACCCACAAUCGAGGAUCGUGGAGCAAAUUUGUCCUUCCCGAGCAUGUCCAGAUCCAAGAUGGGGAGAACCGGCAGGGCAAGGUGGAGCUCAAAUGGAUGGGCACCAUGGAUACCUUCAAGCUUUAUGCCGGUAUCGCUGUGAAGCUCGAAUCGGAAGGCCACAAGGCUUUGGUUCAAGCCUUCCGCGAGAGCAAUGAUGGACGGGCUUGA